This is a messenger RNA of Phalaenopsis equestris, 1054 nucleotides long. RefSeq names its product cytochrome P450 87A3-like. The record is from RefSeq and is a predicted model, not a curated record. Gene Ontology annotation, molecular function: heme binding; monooxygenase activity; oxidoreductase activity, acting on paired donors, with incorporation or reduction of molecular oxygen. NCBI's taxonomy places the organism in Eukaryota, Viridiplantae, Streptophyta, Magnoliopsida, Asparagales, Orchidaceae. Gene Ontology annotation, biological process: sterol metabolic process. The transcript has 8 exons. The coding region runs from base 1 to 924 and encodes 307 amino acids.
AUGACGUUUCUUGGCGGAAUUGGUAAUUUUUCUCGAUCUAUUUUUCGCUUCAUUACCGUCAUUAUUUUUCAUAACACAACCGAUGAUCUGAAGAAAAAUUUCUUGGCUUUUAGUGCUGGACUCCUGGCCUUCCCUUUCAACAUUCCAGGAACUACUUAUCACAAAUGCUUGAAGGGACGCAAGAAUGUGAUGAAAUUGUUGAGGAAGUUGUCAGCUGAAAGAAAAAAUUCGCCUCAAAAAACAUGCACCGAUUACCUCGAUUUUGUCAUCGAAGAACUGAGGAAUGAUAAUUCAAUGCUGACAGAAAGCGUGGCUCUGAAUUUAAUGUUUGCUCUUCUUUAUGCAAGCAGUGAGACUCCAGCUCCAGCACUUUGCCUUGCCGUUAAAACUCUAGCUGAUCAUCCGAAAAUCUUGGAAGAACUAACGGAAGAACAUGAUGCAAUUAUUAGGAGCAGGAAGGAUCCAAAUUCUGGAAUUACAUGGGAGGAGUAUAAAUCUAUGAAAUUCACUUAUCAUGUUAUUAAUGAAACAUUGAGAUUGGCAAAUAUAGCCCCUGUAAUUUUUAGAAAAGCUUUGAAGGACAUUCAUAUAAAUGGAUAUACAAUUCCAGCAGGAUGGGGAAUUAUGAUUUGUCUGUUAGCUGUUCAUCUCAACCCUGAUUUGUAUGAGGACCCACUCACAUUCAAUCCAUGGAGGUGGAAGGAUACCCCUGAGAAGUCUGUUGGGACUAGGAAUUUCAUGCCCUUUGGUUUAGGGAUGAGGCUAUGUGUGGGGGCACAAUUUACCAAAUUGGAAAUGGCUAUUUUCCUCCAUUAUUUGGUUACAAAAUACAGGUGGAACUCUAUUAAAGGAGGAAAUACUACUAGGUCUCCAGGAUUAAGAUUUCCAGAUGGAUAUCAUAUUCAAGUUUUCUCCAAAGAAUGAAAUAAUGUUAAUUAUUCCAUCAACAACAAAAGUAUAUAUACUAUAAACUAUAAAAUCACUUGUUAAAGUGCAUUUUAUAGGAUUCAUUUUGAGACUUUAGUGGUAAAAUUGUUUGAGGAUGAUUCUCAAA